Messenger RNA from Dracunculus medinensis (Guinea worm), 345 nucleotides. Lineage: Eukaryota; Metazoa; Nematoda; Chromadorea; Rhabditida; Dracunculidae. The record is from the annotation of a GenBank genome assembly.
AUGUCAAUUGCAAAGUAUCAGUGGAAAAAUUAUCGAGCGAAACCAAUUAACAAGAAAAUUGUGCGUUGUUUUUUCUAAUCCGCAGAUGAUGUGAAGAAAACGGAGGUUGUGAAAAAGAAGGUGAAACAGGCAAAAGCUUUACGGAAGGCUCGUAGUCGAGGAGUUUCUGGUACCAUGUCUAAAAAAGUCAAAUCAUUUGACGAUCUUGUCGAUAUGGAAGAAGUUGAGGUUGAUUUCUAUUCGUCGGAUGGGUCGGAAAAUCAGGAAUGUGAUGAAACAGAUUCACCACCUUUAGCUAAUGGCAUACAUGAUGGACGAUUUGUUUUUUGGCCAUCAGAAUUAUAA